Messenger RNA from Dendrobium catenatum, 2592 nucleotides. RefSeq names its product peroxisomal fatty acid beta-oxidation multifunctional protein. The transcript is spliced from 17 exons. Gene Ontology annotation, molecular function: (3S)-3-hydroxyacyl-CoA dehydrogenase (NAD+) activity; NAD+ binding. The record is from RefSeq and is a predicted model, not a curated record. Gene Ontology annotation, biological process: fatty acid beta-oxidation. Lineage: Eukaryota; Viridiplantae; Streptophyta; Magnoliopsida; Asparagales; Orchidaceae. The coding region runs from base 92 to 2353 and encodes 753 amino acids. Gene Ontology annotation, cellular component: peroxisome.
UCUGGUGGUCCUGGUUGUGCCGAACUAGUUCGAUUCGAGAGUUAGGCCAGCAGAGGAAGAAGGAAGCCCGAUUUCUCUCUCGAUUGGAGUAAUGUCGAGGGCUGGAGUGGCGAUGGAGGUCGGAAGCGAUGGAGUGGCGGUGAUUACAAUGUGGAAUCCUCCUGUCAAUGCGCUGGCUCCAUCGAUUUUUGCUGGAUUGAAGGAAAAGUACGUGGAGGCAAUGAAGAGGAAUGAUGUCAAUGCUAUCGUCUUAACUGGUGAUGGUGGAAAGUUUUCCGGUGGUUUUGACAUCAAUGUUUUUGCUGAAGUUCACAAGACUGGGGAUGUGUCUAUUUUGCCGGAUGACUCGAUCAAUUUGCUUGCAAGCACUAUUGAAGGUCCUAACUCAACUAUAACUUUGUAUUAUAAUAUUUCCAUCAAAUUCUGCAAUCAUUUAAACUUUCGUGUGUUAUUGUCUUCAGAUGCCAACAAGCCUUCUGUUGCAGCCAUUCAUGGACUUGCUUUAGGAGGUGGUUUGGAGUUGGCAAUGUGUUGUCAUGCUCGAAUAUCCACUCCAGAUGCUCAGCUUGGAUUGCCUGAGUUGACUCUUGGUGUUAUUCCGGGCUUUGGAGGCACCCAGCGUCUUCCUAGGCUUGUGGGUCUGCCAAAGGCGGUAGAAAUGAUGUUGUUAUCCAAGUCAAUAAGAGCUAAAGAAGGGACGGAGUAUGGCCUUGUUGAUGCUACUACGUCUCCUGAGAAUUUGUUGAUUGUUUCAAGACAAUGGGCAUUAGAAAUUGCUGAAAGGAGUAAACCUUGGAUUAGCUCACUUAAGCGGACUGAUAAACUUACUUCUCUUUCUGAAGCACGUAAGAUACUGCAUUCUUCUGGAAAACAUGCAAAGAAGAUCUCUCCGAACAUGCCGCAGAAUCAAGUGUGCCUUGAUGCAAUUGAGGAAGGCAUAGUUUUUGGGGGAUAUGCGGGUCUUAUGAAAGAGGCAAGACUUUUUAAGGAGAUAAUUCUGACAACAACUGCAAGAAGUCUUGUCCAUGCCUUUUUUGCUGAACGUGCAACUUCCAAGGUACCUAAUGUUAGUGAUGUUGGCCUCAAGUCAAGUCAUAUAAGAAAAGUUGCAGUUAUUGGUGGUGGUUUAAUGGGUUCUGGUAUAGCUACUGCUCUUAUUCUGAAUGGUUUGCUUGUCAUUCUCAAAGAAAUUGAUUCUACUUUACUUCAGCGAGGAAUUAAAACAAUUACAGCAAACCUUGAAGGACUGAUGAAGAAAGGAUCAUUAACAUUGGAUAAAAAGAACGAGGCCCUGACACUUCUCAAGGGUGUUCUAGAUUACUCUGAAUUUAAGGAGGUCGAUAUGGUUAUAGAGGCUGUUAUUGAAAAGGUGCCACUCAAACAGUCCAUAUUCAAUGAAAUCGAGAAUAUUUGCCCACGACAUUGUAUUCUGGCAACUAACACAUCAACCAUUGAUUUGAAUAUUGUUGGUGAGAGGACAAAGUCUCAAGACCGUAUUGUUGGAGCCCAUUUCUUCAGCCCUGCUCAUGUCAUGCCUUUGCUAGAAAUUGUCCGCACAGAAAAGACAUCUCCACAAGUAAUUUUGGAUCUGAUGACUGUCGGGAAGAUCAUAAAGAAAGUCCCUGUUGUUGUAGGGAAUUGCACAGGCUUUGCUGUGAAUCGGACAUUCUUUCCAUACAACCAAGCAGCUCAGAUGCUGUUGCAUCUUGGAGUUGAUCUAUACAGGAUUGAUAGAGUGAUAAGAAACUUUGGGAUGCCAAUGGGUCCUUUUCAACUUCAAGAUGUGGCUGGAUAUGGUGUGGCUUUGGCAGUUAAGCCAAUAUUUGCUUCUUCCUUCAAAGGGCGUACAUUUGAGACAGAUCUUCUUGAGUUGAUGAUACAAAGUGGUCGAAAUGGGAAAGCAAAUGGAAAGGGUUACUACUUGUAUCAAUCAGGAAGCAAACCAAAACCUGACCCCUCCAUACAAACUGUCAUUGAUGAAUCUAGAAAGCGUACUCUCAUCACAUCUGGUGUAAAGCCUGUAAGUGUUUCAGACCAAGAAAUUGUGGAGAUGAUAUUCUUUCCAGUUGUAAAUGAGGCAUGCAGGGUAAUGGAUGAAGGAGUUGUAGUUCGAGCAUCUGAUAUUGAUGUUGCUUCUAUACUUGGAAUGGGUUUUCCCAAAUAUAGGGGUGGUCUGGUGUUCUGGGCUGAUACAAUUGGAUCUAGCUAUAUUUACUCAAAGCUCAAAAAGUUGGAGGAUGCGUAUGGCAGAUUCUUUACUCCUUCCAAGUACUUGGAAGAUAGAGCUGCAAAUGGCCUACCACUGAGCUCGGCAAAUUCAUCUCUCUCGCAAGCAUUGCAAGCAAGACUUUAGUGCGUUAAUACCAUUCCAUUGGAACAUUUAAGAGGCUAAGCCUAUGUUAGUUCAAGGUCAUGCUUGGAGAGUUUGUGAUGAUCUGGUAUCCGAACAUUGGAAAGAAUAAUUCUUGUAAGUUCUAACUUGUCAUUUGAUGUAAUUCAUUAUUGAGAAAAACAUUGAAAUAAGCUGCCAUUCUGAUUUUCAAACGGCAGUUUUCUGUAAAUGACUUGUCUGUACUGCUUAUCGAUUCCUUA